AUGUUAUAUUGAUAGAAUAUUUUAUUUUUAAUUUUAUUAAUUAAAAUUUUAAUUUUAACAAUCAUAAAUACCAGAGCCAAAGUUCCGGCCAUCAUAGUGUUUGGAGACUCCUCCGUCGAUUCGGGAAACAAUAACGUGAUUUCCACAGUUCUGAAGAGCAAUUUUCAGCCUUAUGGUCGUGAUUUUUACGGUGGUCACCCGACUGGACGCUUCUGCAAUGGCCGAAUACCUCCUGAUUUCAUCUCUGAGGCUUUUGGACUCAAGCCAGCUGUUCCAGCUUACUUGGAUCUAGCCUAUAACAUAUCAGAUUUUGCCACUGGAGUUUGUUUUGCCUCUGCUGGAACUGGCUACGACAAUGCAACCUCCAAAGUGCUUAAUGUGAUACCACUAUGGAAGGAAUUAGAGUACUACAAGGAAUACCAACAAAAACUGAGAGCCUAUGUUGGUGUGAAGAAGGCAAAUAAAAUUAUGAGGGAAGCCUUGUACUUGAUGAGCUUAGGGACGAACGAUUUCCUAGAAAAUUACUACAUUUUUCCCACCCGAAAAUCCCAGUUCUCAGUGAGACAAUACCAGGGUUUCCUGUUGGGACUUGGUGAGAAUUUCAUCAGGGAACUCCACGGUCUUGGAGUUCGGAAGCUGUCCAUCACAGGCCUUCCUCCAAUGGGGUGUUUGCCACUGGAGAGGGCCACGAAUAUCCUGGGUCAAAAUGAAUGUGUCGCUGAAUACAACAAUGUGGCUCGGGAAUUCAACAGGAAAUUGGCAGGAUUGGUGGCUAAGCUGAACAAAGAGCUUCCUGGAAUGCGAAUGGUGUCUGCACCUGCUUACGACAUUUUCUAUCAAAUUAUUAGCAGACCCUCACUCUUCGGAUUUGAGGUGGCAGGAUUGGCUUGCUGUUCAACAGGGACAUUUGAAAUGAGUUACCUUUGCAGUCAGUUUAAUCCAUUUACAUGUAGUGAUGCCAAUAAGUAUGUAUUUUGGGAUGCUUUCCAUCCUACCGAAAAAACAAACAAAAUCAUCUCCGAUCAUCUCAUUCCAGGUCUUUUAGCUAAGUUUUCUCAUUGA
Messenger RNA from Durio zibethinus, 1062 nucleotides. RefSeq names its product GDSL esterase/lipase At2g42990-like. Gene Ontology annotation, molecular function: hydrolase activity, acting on ester bonds. The record is from RefSeq and is a predicted model, not a curated record. Lineage: Eukaryota; Viridiplantae; Streptophyta; Magnoliopsida; Malvales; Malvaceae.